Molecule: messenger RNA, 1678 nt
Organism: Lolium rigidum
Lineage: Eukaryota; Viridiplantae; Streptophyta; Magnoliopsida; Poales; Poaceae
Exons: 3
Coding region: 1-1491 (496 amino acids)
Source: RefSeq, a predicted model, not a curated record
AUGGCUCGCGCAACAAGAUCUGGUAGGGGAGGCGACCGUAUCAUUGGCGGAGACUCGCCGCCUCGUCCGCCAUUUUUCCGCUCGGAGGCGGAGCGUGCGAAGUGGUUGCGCUCCGAGGGAGCGCGCAAGCGGUCGGCGCACAGGUUGGCGCGCAAUGCGGUCAGCACACAUUCGUCCGACUGCUCGUGCCGCCCGCUGCUACCCAACAACAACGACGACGAGGACGACGCGCGACGCUUCACCUCACCACCGGGGACGGUGGAGACGAAGCGGAGGAGAUUGGUCUUCCUCACUCCGGCAACCUCACCUCCUGCGCGGCCUCUUCCUCCCUGUCCUUCUCACCAAGGUUACAACACAGACGUAAAAGACCCAAAUCCAGCACACAGAUCGAUCAUGGCGGACUGGGCGUCGCUUCUACCGGAGCUUGUCCAAGGCAUCGCCGACCGCGUCCUCUCCACCACUGGCGGCGUUGACACGUACAUGGACAUGAGGGCCGUCUGCCCUAAAUGGCGCUCUGCCAUCACCAGGCCAUCUCCCUUCGCCGCGGUCGCUGACCUCCGUUUCCGCCCACGUGACUGGGUCAUGAUCGACCUCACAAAUGAGAACUACGACGACAAGGAUGGCUGCCUCUUCCUUCACGUCCCCACUGGGCGCUUCCGCCGCCUGCGCCUUCCGGUGCUCCAAGGCCACCUGCUUGUUGGUGUUUCCGACGGUCUCCUCGUGCUCGGGAACAGGGAGCCCCCGCAUUCGGUUUGUGUCCUCAACCCCUUAACAUACGACAUGCUCCACUUUGCGGCGCCGUUAGAUAAACAUUUUAAGGAUGUACUUGUAAUGUAUACCGUGGUGAGCGUUGGCUUUGGUUCGACCCUGGUGCUGUGGACGGAGGGAAAGAGCAGGGUUCUAUGUGCUCAUCCAACCAGCGAUGUCUUUACAGAGAAGGAUAUUUGCACGAGCGACAUUAGUAUGGUUACCUCCCAAGGCAAUGUCUAUUAUGCCUGUGCGGAUGGACGGAUAUUCAAGAUUGUCGGACCAGCGGAGCAGUGUUAUGAUGAUGAGCUUGUAGCCCAGAUGUCACCGGACGUGGACCUCUAUUUAGAGGAACAAUACGGCACACGGUCUGAACUCGUGGAGUCUGACGGGGAACUGCUGCUUGUACGCCAUGAAAAUAAUCUAGCUUUGAAAGUUUUCAAGGUCAACAUCGAGCACAAGUUGUUGGAGGAGGUCAAGAGCCUUCGCGGCUGCCGCGCGUUGUUCGUUGGCAACCAGCGGUGUGUGUCUGUGGACGCGAGUAAGAUUCCGUCGGUUGAUGGUGACUGCAUAUACAUGUCUCAUUGGAUGUCUCAUUCGCUGGGUGACAAUAAUCUAGCUUCAGAAGACGAUGGGUUUGCCAUGUGUGGGCAUAACAUAAGGGACGGUACAAUGAAGAUUAUCGCGAGCGAACCAAUGCUCAAUAUCCGCCCUUUCAGCCUUGUCCAGGUUCUCUUGCAGUAAAUCUCUUGAGUCAUCAAGGUUAUGUAAACGAACCUGCUCUUGCAUUGGUGCUACUGCUUCCUGCCACUUCAGUACUUAUGGGCUUACAAUCAACAUGUGAGGAGUUCGAGUAUAUAUAGUAUGUCAUGUUGGAACAGUUUUAUGUAUUUAAGCUAUCUCUUUCAUCAGUCAUAUUGUUGCAUCAGCA